Molecule: messenger RNA, 1774 nt
Organism: Vicia villosa (hairy vetch)
Lineage: Eukaryota; Viridiplantae; Streptophyta; Magnoliopsida; Fabales; Fabaceae
Product: triacylglycerol lipase 2-like
Exons: 13
Coding region: 107-1630 (507 amino acids)
Source: RefSeq, a predicted model, not a curated record
CUGAUUUUCCAUAUCUCCAAUUCAAUAUUGAUUGAUUGGGCGAAAAGCAAAAACAAACUGAAAAGCUUAUUUAUUUUUCCUUUGAAAAAACGCAGUAUAAUGCAUUAUGCAGCGCCUAAGGAAUUUGAGAUUGAGAUCAAUCUCAAAUUCAGCUUCCGCUGCAAACCUAAAACGCAAAUCUCUCAAUUCAUGGGCCGCAAUUCAAGAAACCUACUUCUCCACCAAGGAUACGUUUGAGAGACACCGAGUUGUUUUCACCGUCGGAACUUCCAUUGCUUCCGUCGCAACUGCUUUCCUAGGUUAUUCGUUGCGUCAUGUACAUGAUACCAGAGUUGAUGAAAGGCUUCAAUCCAUUGAACAUGCUAUGAAAAGCAAUGUGAAUCUUCAACAUUCUGAAAUCAAAGAUAUUGUUGGUCGUCCGGGAGGUUGUAGUAUUCCUGCUUGUGCAGCCACUGCUGGAACGGCUUUACUUAUAGGGUAUGGCUUGGGAUGGAGAGGUGGAAGCUGGUACACAACAAAGAAGUUCAGAAAGGAACAGAUGAAAUUGCUAGGACAGAUUAAACCUAGAAGAUGGCAAAUGCUCGGGAAUAUAAAAGUGACAACAGAAGAUGGUUAUGUUCUCAACAUGCAGAGAAUUCUACCAAGAGGGAAACCUGGAAAUGACAUACCAGUUGUGCUACAGCAUGGACUAUUCAUGGAUGGUGUGACAUGGUUAUUGCUACCACCAAGUCAAUCUCUUGCAUUCCUUUUGGCGGAUAAUGGUUUUGACGUUUGGAUUGCUAACUCGCGCGGAACCAAAUAUAGUUAUCAACAUACAUCCUUUUCUAGUAACAGCUCGGAUUAUUGGAAUUGGUCAUGGGAUGAAUUAGUUGCAUAUGAUCUUCCUGCAACAUUCCAGUAUGUCCAUGAUCAAACUCGACAAAAGCUACACUAUGUUGGUCACUCACAGGGAACUUUGGUUGCAUUGGCUGCUUUUUCGAAAGAUCAACAACUGGACAAGUUGAGAUCAGCUGCCUUGCUUUGUCCAAUUGCUUAUGUUGGUCAGAUGACCUCACAAGUAGCUAAAAAGGCCGCCGAUAAUUUCAUUGCAGAGACACUGUACAAGUUGGGAGUUUUCGAAUUUAGUCUGAGAGGGGGAUCUGUCGUAAAGUUUCUUAAGGACAUGUGUACGGGAACUUCCAUCGACUGCAGCAACUUGUUUACAUCUUUCACAGGUCCGAAUUGCUGCGUAAACUCUUCGUUGAUAAACACCUUUUUGGAUCACGAGCCUCAGCCAUCAGCAACGAAGAACGUGAUCCAUUUAUCUCAGAUGAUCAGAGAAGGAACCGUAUCAAUGUUUGAUUAUGAGAACCAAGACGAGAAUAUGAAACACUAUGGACAAUCAACUCCACCAAUAUACGACAUGACAAGACUUCCGAAAGAGCUUCCUCUUUUUGUUAGUUAUGGAGGUGCUGAUGCGCUUUCUGAUGUUAAAGACGUGCAACUUCUGUUAGAAAGUGUGAAAGAUCAUGAUGCAGAUAAGCUUGUGGUUCAGUAUAGAAAUGAUUAUGCGCAUGCAGAUUUUGUUAUGGGACAAAAUGCUAAACAAGAUGUAUAUGAACCUCUCAUAUCUUUCUUUAAGCUUCAGUGAUAUUUAAGGAAUAUAUAGUACACUACACACCUUAUAGAAUUUUUUGGAAUUACUUUUUCCAUGUUGAAGAUACUCAUAGUAUAUUGAAAUCUCAGAGAAUGUAAGGAUACAGAAGAUAUUGUUAAUAAAGGAAAUUCUUAUAUA